GUGGCAUUCGAAAAUGACAGGGAAAACGUGAUUAUGAGUAAAUAAGAAAUUAAGUAAACUCAUUUACUUAAAAAUAUUUCUAAUAAUUGUGUUCCAAGGUAAAAAUCAUGACAGACGGAUUUAUUCACUCAAUAAAAGUUCCUCGGCUUUAUAAAGAAGCUGCAAAAAUAAUUCAGGAAGUCGCUGAGAGUGGUGGCAGUAUUAAGCAAUUAGUUUUUGAAAAAAAGUACUUCAAUGUAAAUGCUUUGUAUGCCUUGGUAUUAUUGCCAAUUAAAAAAGCAACUGAAAUUGCCUUUUUGUUGAAAAGGAUAAAUCUGUUAGAAAAAGAGCCCAGGUUAAAUCCGUGGCUAGCAAAAGUUUUAAUAUCCGAAUUAUUGUGGGGCAAAAAGUGUCUGCCCCAAAUUGAAUGCAAACCUAUUCAGACAAUUCUGGCUUAUGAACAAUCCUUUAAAGCACACCUCAGCGAUACUUCCAUAAAUAAUGAGACAAUUUCAGUUAAUAUACCAAAAAAGAAGCCGCGGUAUGUUCGUAUCAACACGUUGUUAAUAACGUUUGAAGAAGCAUUAGAUCAUUUUCAAAGGGAGGAUUGGAUUUUAAUUAAUCCUCAUUGCGAUUAUCGUCAAUUCCUGGAGCAGGUGGAAAACUUGUCGGGUAAUUAUUUUCUUAAAGACCUCCACGUACCGAAUUUGGUAAUAUUUCCAUCGGGCACGAAAUUCUUCGGACAUGUGGGUUAUAGAGACGGGUGGAUCAUACUGCAAGACAAGGCCAGUUGUUUGCCGGCGCAUAUUUUAAACCCUGUUCCUGGAAGUGUAGUAUUGGAUAUGUGUGCGGCACCGGGCAUGAAGACCACUCAGUUAGCGGCAAUGUUAAGCAACGAUGGUACAAUCUAUGCCGUGGAAAGAGACGCGAGGAGGUAUAAAACUCUCGAGAAAAUUGUAGGAACUAGUGGCGCCACUUGUGUUAGAACAAUUAAUAAUGAUAUAUUGGCGUGCACUAAUACAGAGUUUCCUGAAGUCAAAUACAUUUUGGUCGACCCAAGUUGUUCAGGUUCAGGAAUGACCGAUCGGUUAGAGUUUCAUGAAGAACAAAGCAAAGCGCGCCUAGAAAAAUUGGCAGGUUUUCAAAUAAAAAUUUUGAGGACUGCUCUGACAAGAUACCCUAACGUAGAGAGAGUCGUAUAUUCUACAUGUUCCACUUAUCCUGAAGAAAAUGAGGAUGUGGUCAGACAAGUUUUAGAGACAAACUAUGUUUUUAAGUUGAUGGACGCGAAAAAAUUGGUUGACGAAAACUGGUUAAGUUACGGUUCAUCAGACUACGGAGAUAUUGGAAAAUUUUGUUUGUAUGCGAAACCAGAUAAGGAUUUUACAAACGGUUUCUUUGUAGCUGUUUUUGAGAGAGUAAAAGAAGGGGAACGCAAUGAAUUUUUUAAUAGUAAACUUUUCAAUUAUAAGAAGCACAUUGAACAGAAAAGAAUCAAUAGGGAAAAUCGGAAAAUCAUUACAAUCGAAAAAGAAAAGGACGACAUCGAAGAAAUUAAUGACGUUAUUAGUUUAGAGCGGCAUAAAUGGAAACAUACUGAAGAAUGUAAAGAGAGUGAAGGUUUAGCUAUGCAGCAAAAUGAUAAGCUGGAUCAAAAUAAUAGUGAUGCCACUUACGAAUUACACACGGAAAAGGAGAAAUCAGGAACUCACUUGGAUGAAAGUGAGGCAAACAGCGAUAAGAAAAAAAAAGAUAAAAAAUCAUAUUCAAUAAAAAAUGCUGACUUAGCUGUUACUAGGGAUGAAGAGUGUAAUUUACAUUUAAAGGAAGAAGCUGAUGAAGAUUGUAUCAUGUCUGAUUCUAAAUUGAAGUUUUCAGUAGGAAAGAUAAAAAAAACGAAAUUGCUAAAAAGUAUAGGUUAUAAGAAGCAAGCAAGCAAUAAUUGUGAAUUAGGUCUUGAUGUUUGUACCGCUUGCGAUUUUAAACUAAAUUGUUUAGUAGAAAAAAUGGAAAAAACGAAAGUGAAGUACACAACAGAUGCUAAUACACAAGUUUGUAAUAGAGAUGAGGAUUGUACCAAGUCUGAUUUUAAAUUAAAUUGUUCGGAAGACACGAUAAAGAAAAGUAAAUUGCAAAGAAGUGUUGCCUGUGAUAAACAAGUUAGUAACAGUAAGCUAGGUCAUGAAAUUUGUACCACUUCCGAUUUUAAUUUCAAUGGUUCAGUAGAAAAGAAAAAGAAAAUUCAAAAAAUGAUAGAAGUUAAUGAUUCUAUAAUUAAUUGUUCAGUAGAAGAGAUAAAGACAGGGAAAAAUAAAAAAAUGACGGAUGUUAAUCAAGUUAACAAUAACGAGGUAAGCGACAAAGAUUGUGUCACAUUCAAUUCUAAAUUGAAUGAUUCAGUAGAAAAGCGAAAAAACAGGAAAAUUCGAAAAACGAUAGAUGUUAAUGAGAUUGAUAAUAGCGAGGUGCAUGAUAAAGAUUGUACCGAGUCCAACACUAAAGGGAAUUGUCCAGUAAAACAGAUAAAAAAAAAGAAAAAUGGAAAAACGAUAGAUGUGAAUCAUGUGCAUCAUAGUGAGAUUGGCGAUGAAGAUUGUGCUAAGAUCAAUUCUAAAUUGAACGAUUCAAAAAUGUGGAAAGCAAUAGAAGAUAACAAGGAAGAUAAACAAGUUAGUCACAAGAAAGACCAAUUAAAAUUAGCCGUAAUUAAGAAUGAAGCUGAAAAAAAAGAAAGUGAUUUAGAAUUAAUAUUUAAAAUUAAUAAAAAGAAGCAUCGAAAAAACUCGCAUGAUAAUUCGGAUGCGUUUAUUAUCCCUGUAAUUGGAGCAAAAUCGAUGUGCAAAUUAGAAAGAAAAAAAAGGAAAAAAUCCAACAGUGCGGACGUUGAUAUACAAUUGGAGACAAGUGAUGAAUAUUAUAAAAAGAAAAAUCGAAAAGAAACACUUGAUAAUCUUGACGUGUUUAGCUCCAUUGGAGCAGAAUCAACUGAUGAAACAGAAAGGAAAAAAAGGAAAAAACCUAAAAAGAAUCGAAGAACGUCGCUUAAUAGUUUCGAUGCGUUUAGCCCUAUUAGAUCAGAAUCAAUUUCUGAAGUAAAAAGAAAUAAAAAGAAAAAACCCACAAGUGUGGACAACGAUAUACAAUGGAUGACAAAUGAUGAGGGAUUAAAAAUUAAUUCAAUGCUAAAUAAAGAUAACACGAAAUCAAAACGUGAAGUAUCUAAGCAUGUAAAAGAUUUUGGUCUCAUCGAUAUUACUGGCAAUUUAGUUACCGAAUAAGAAGGUAAUUUCCGCAAAGAAUAAGAAAACAAUUGAGGAAAGAACCGUGACUACUAGCGUGUUGAUCAGAUCCGUUUUAAUUUUGUUAUUACUGUACUUUUUACUGAUAUUACUUAAUUUCCGACCAAUAAAAAGACUGUAAUCAGAAAAGUUUUUUCAAAAUAUAAAACUUUAUUGCCAACCGUGUUUUCUUUGUUUUUAGUUUUGUGUGUAUUUAUAUUAGCAGAGUGCAAGAGGCGAAUUAUAUAUUAUAUAAGAAAAAACAUAGGAUGCAUUAAAAGUGAAAAAUAUUCAAUAGCAAAAGUCGAGUAAGCGCUGCAACCGAAAAUGACAAA
Molecule: messenger RNA, 3592 nt
Organism: Cylas formicarius (sweet potato weevil)
Lineage: Eukaryota; Metazoa; Arthropoda; Insecta; Coleoptera; Brentidae
Gene: Nsun5
Product: probable E3 ubiquitin-protein ligase bre1
Exons: 5
Coding region: 108-3257 (1049 amino acids)
Biological process (GO): rRNA base methylation
Cellular component (GO): nucleolus
Molecular function (GO): methyltransferase activity
Source: RefSeq, a predicted model, not a curated record